This is a messenger RNA of Stylophora pistillata, 3069 nucleotides long. RefSeq names its product fibroblast growth factor receptor 4. Gene Ontology annotation, molecular function: ATP binding; transmembrane receptor protein tyrosine kinase activity. NCBI's taxonomy places the organism in Eukaryota, Metazoa, Cnidaria, Anthozoa, Scleractinia, Pocilloporidae. Gene Ontology annotation, biological process: cell surface receptor protein tyrosine kinase signaling pathway; positive regulation of kinase activity; protein phosphorylation. The record is from RefSeq and is a predicted model, not a curated record. Gene Ontology annotation, cellular component: plasma membrane; signaling receptor complex.
AAAGCGGCUACAGAAAAAGGCACCAUUUGUAUGAGGGACUGAAGGCACAUCCAAUGACCAGAAUGCUGAACACACAUCGGCUUGGAGAUGCUGGCAACUGUUUGUUGCUAUUGUUUGUUACCAGUGCUCUAACCAACCUUUCACCCGCAGAAAUGACAAAGAAAUGUAACCGCUGGACUGUGAUACCUGAAAUGAAUAUCUCCUCAAGCCCACCAAAUCGUGCGCUAGCUCUAGGAGAAGCUAUUAAUAUGACUUGCGUAGCGUGGCCAAAGCCUGGUGACAAGCUAUUUCCAAGGAGAAGGAUCAAGUAUAUUCAGUGGGAUGAUUCUCGUGGUAGAUCAGUUGGAAUCAAAUGUCAAGACAGUAAAUUAAGCCUAAAAGUGCUCUGUACAUUGCCGCUCAAGAGGUUGACUUUAGAACAGUUUGGAAACUACACGUGUGAGGCAGAAAAUGAUUAUGAUGGAUAUUGCCGGCAAAAAACUGUCGAGAUUAGACGGCAAGCUUUCCUUGUACUAGAGACUGUCGAUAAUCCAAAGAACCAAACUGUCAUUGCUGGUAUCAACGUAACCUUGAACUGCACCGCCAAAGGUCAUCCUAUGCCAUUCAUCACAUGGAGAAAGAACAAUGGUACACUUGCUUUCCAGUCCAACCCAAGGAGAAAAGUCAUUGAGAUUACCCUAGAUGACGAACGAAUUCAUAGCCAACUGGUGAUAGAUGAUGUAAAGAACGAAGAUAAAGGAAAGUAUCACUGCGUUGCAAAUAAUACUGCGGGAGAAAAGGCAUCCAACCUGACUUUCUUGUUCAUAGAGGAUUUAGACAACUGGGCGAGGAUUGUUGAGGAUCCGGUGAACCAAACUUCCUUUUUUGGUUCCAAUGUAACUUUUAACUGCUCUGCCGCUGGUCUACCCAAGCCAAUUAUCACAUGGUUUAAGAACAACAAUUCGAAUGCUCUAGACUCAAACCCAAGAGCAAGAGUCAUUCAAAUUUCACUAGAGGACAAAACCAUCACGCAAAGCCAGCUGUCAAUAAGAGGAGUGAAGGAAGAAGAUGAAGGCAAAUAUUAUUGUGUUACAAAGGGCAGCGCUGGGGAAGCAGCAUCAAAAUAUGCUUUCUUGUUCAUUAAGCAUUUAGCCCUGAUUACUGCACUUAGUGUGUUUGGUGGCACCAUGAUCACAUUCAUGUGCGGGUGUACCAUGGCGUUUUUGUAUCGACGUGCGAGAUCAAAUGAGGAUAACAUGGAUGGGAAAGAGAUCAAUGUAAUCUGCACAACCUACAAAGAUUUGGCUGAGGGGAUACCGAAACAUGAGAAUGCUGAUACGAACGGUUCAGCACCUUCAGUGGUAAAUGUUGUCGCUCCCCUGGAAGAUGUUGAAAAGAGAAAUACGAGUAUGCACCUAAAAAGAAAAUACCACGCACAGGACGACGGGAAUGCUGACUCGAUACUGAGAGCAUCGUCAGAGGGAAGCAAGAUUCCCACUCCACCAGAUGUCGGAGAUAAACAUUUGAGAAAUCUCAUCUUUGAAAAACACGACCAUGCAGAAAAGCUCUUAAACUCGCGAGGUGGUCAUCUAAAUGCCGCAUAUAGCUGUAGCGAUGUCAACUUGAAUCUGCAUCAAGACAGUGGGAGCGAUCAGAUGCUAACAUCUCUUAACAUUAAGCUAGAAGAGCGCGAAAAAGGUGUAGAUGAUCUCCAGGUGCUCGACGAGGUUCUUGGCGAAGGGGAAUAUGGAAUCGUUUACAAAGGUCGCUAUGGUGGAAAGAACGGAAGUAUUACUGAUGUUGCAGUAAAGAAGUUGAAAGAUAAUGCAGGCACACUUGCGAAAGCAGCGUUACUAAAUGAGAUAAGGACACUGAAACAAGCUGGCCGACAUCCGAACAUUGUCAAUCUAAUCGGAACGUGGACACACGGAGAAACAACUCUUGUUGUCACUGAAUUGGUCCGAGGUGGGAGCCUUGAAAGUCUUUUGAGGAGCAAGGACGACGGAAGUAGCGAAUAUGCGAAUGUGUGCUGCAAACUGAAUGACCGACAGCUGUUGAACAUUGCACUGCAAGUGGCCUUCGGAAUGCAACAUUUAGAAGAGCGGAAGUGCAUUCACUGCGACCUUGCGGCGAGAAAUGUCUUCAUUAAUCCAAACAUGGUGGCAAAAGUUGGAGACUUUGGAUUAGCAAGGAACAUCUCAGACGAUGGAUUAUAUAUCAAAACCUCAUGUGGUAAAGUUCCAUGGAGAUGGUCGUCUUUAGAAUCUCUUCGAGAUCGAGUUUACACAUCCCAAAGCGAUGUUUGGUCGUUCGGCAUACUGCUUUGGGAAAUAGCAACUUAUGGUAAGGUACCAUACCCUGACGUCGAAUCACCUUUUUCCCUGGUAAGUCGGCUUUCUACGGGCUAUCGGAUGCCUCGUCCUCAUCAAUGCUCGGAAGAACUAUAUACACUUAUGAGCUCUUGUUGGAAUGAGAAUCCUUUGAUGAGGCCUUGCUUUACUGACAUCGUAAACCGGCUGGAAUACUUCUUACGAGAAGUCAAGAGGACAUAUAUCAACAUCAUGGACGAUGACAUCAGAGUUGAUGAAAAGCAGAAGCUGAAUGUGUAGAGUGAAAGUUCAAGGAGGACUGGGGCGAGCGAUUUCAUAAUUGAGUAGUCUUGAAUUGAACGACGCGUUAUUCCUGAUACCAAUUAACUAAGUCAAACACAAUAGUCAUAGAAUCUUACGCGAUGUAGAAUUAACGAACUUAAGCGUAAAUGAGAGAUCUUGUUCGUUUUGUCACAAGAUACAAGGGAGCAAAUAGCAAUCUGAUUCUCCCAAAAGGAAUCGAAAUCCAGACCUUCUGAUUUCGCGAUUUUCGGUUCUAUUUAGGAAGUAGAUUUAGGAAGAAGACCACAAUAUCUCUGCUUCUAUGCCUGUACAAUUUGUUCUGAUAGAUUUAUAUUGGAAGUUGUGGGCUAGAGAAACUCAAUAUUUUUUUUCGUUAGGUAAUUCUUAUGAAAAUAGCUCCUUUGUUUACUUAGUAAAUUUUCCAACUCCACUUAGUUAAUGAGAGAUUGUAACUGUGACAGGUUUUCAUUUAUAAGCC